CGGGAGUAGCUCGGCCACACUGGAGGUCUCAGCCACAGCUGCCUUCACUUUCGUUUCCCCGGGAUCCUAGGUCUGUGGUCGCCGCGGUUUCGUUUCCGAGGCGUGGCGGAGGGCGCGGCCCGGGACACCCAUGGCCCUAGUAAACCGCCCUCGAGCCCCACUGUGGCUCGGGCGACUGUCGCGGAGGCUGUGCGGGCGACACCGGGCCUGCAUGGGGACCAUGGCUCGGCCGCGGCGCUUCACUGUGGAGCUGCCUGAUUGCUCCCUGACUCACUUCGUCCUGGGGGACGCAACAGACCACAGGGAUGCACGCCUGGCAGAGCUGCUCGGGCCCCCGGGGCGCAGCUACGCGCUGUGUGUGCCCCUGGCUCCAGGCGAAGGCUGUGGGCCCCGGGUGCAGGCGGCUCGGGUGCACCAGAGCCUGCUGAAGCAGCUGCGCAGGGGUCCUUUGCAGAGAUGCCAGCUGAGCAAGCUGCUAGGCUAUGGUCCAGGCGAUCAAGCCGGCGAAGCCCAGCAUGGCUUCCUGCUGCGCGACCCUUGCGACCACCCGGACACCCGGCGCGACUUGCUCCAGCUUCUGGGCUCGUGCCAGGAGGCGGCGCGCCCGCAGUUGGCCGAGUUCCAGGCAGACUCCCAGGGUUUGCUGUGGCAGCGUCUGUGGGAGUUGCAGGGAGACAGGCAGGUGCAGGUGGACUGCGCAUGCGUCCUGCCCACUCUGGAGCCUCAUCUGCACCCGCUGCUGCCAGAUCUGCUCAACUCCGCGGUAUUCCAAGACCGGGACGCGGCAAGGGCUGUCUUGGAAGAGUGCACAUCCUUUAUUCCAGAAGCCCGGGCAGUGCUUGACCUGGUUGACCAGUGCCCAAAGGAGAUCCAGAAAGGGAAGUUCCAGGUCAUUGCCAUUGAAGGACUGGAUGCCACUGGUAAGACCACACUGACGCAGUCUGUGUCAGAGUCUCUCAAGGCUGUCCUUCUACAGUCUCCACCCCCUUGUAUCAGCCAGUGGAGGAAGAUCUUUGAUGAUGAACCUACUAUCAUUCGAAGAGCCUUUUAUUCUUUGGGCAAUUAUCUCGUGGCUUCUGAAAUAGCUAAAGAAUCAACCAAGUUUCCUGUUAUUGUAGACAGGUACUGGCAUAGCACAGCCACCUAUGCCAUAGCUACUGAGGUGAGUGGAGGUCUACAGUACCUACCCCCUGCCCACCACCCUGUGUACCAGUGGCCAGGGGACCUGCUGAAGCCUGACAUGGUCCUGCUGCUUACUGUGAAUUCUGAGGAGAGAGUGCGGAGACUGCAGGGCCGGGGCCAGGAGAAAACCAAAGAAGAGGCUGAACUUGAGGCCAAUAAUGUGUUUCGUCAGAAGGUGGAAAUGACAUACCAGCGUAUGGAGAACCCAAGCUGCCAUCUGGUGGAUGCCAGCCCCUCAAGAGAGAUAGUUCUACAGAAGGUUUUACAGCUGAUUCAGAGUUCUGGUCAUUAAUUGUCAUUGUUCUGGCCAGGUUCCUCAUUAUACCAGAAGAGAAACUGUGUGAUGCACUAAAACCCAGCACUUUGCCAUGCAGCUUCUUAGAUUUAGGGGGUAUGAGCAUAUUUGUGGAAGAAACUGGGGACUGAGCAGUUUGCUUUCCUUCUGACUGACUGAGCCAGGCAUGGCUGCUGAUUCAUUUCUGCCUGGCCAUGUACCAACUUCCUGGGAUAUAGAGGGCAUCCUGCAGCUGGAAACUAAGGAUAUCAGCUUUGACCCACAUUGAUCAAUUGUGAUGAGCUAGCCUCGUUUGUUUUUACCCCAAACCCUAUAAUUAAGGAUUAUCACAGAGCCUGGCUAUCCGAGGACAUUCCUUUGGAGCUAUACAUGGGUGGAGACACUUGGAAAGAAGCCAUUGCUCUUACUUCAGAGAAUCAAGGAACACCUUGGACAGUGCCCUGAGUGAGCGCCUCAGCAGUGAAUAGAUGUGUGCACCCAAACUGCAAAUGCUCCAAACCCCUCUUGUUCUCUUUUGCUUGUCUGUAUCUGUAUUCCAUUUCUCAACUCCGAAAUCCCGUUCUGAGUGUAAUGAGCAGUCUGCACUGAUCUGGAUGCAUUGCACUUACCCAACACACCAAUUUGUACACACCAAUUUGUUUAUAUUGAUGUUUACAUCAUGUGUUUCCUCAGUGUAGGAGCUGUGUGUGAGUCACACACACAAACUGAGGCCAAGGAGCUAAAUGCAGCAUUUGCUCAAUGUUUUCAUUACACAAAUUUAAUUUAUCUUAAUAAGCACCGUGGAUUCUGGAACGAGACUUUAUAGUAAAUUAUCAUGCACUUUGAAUGUCUUCUGAUUGCAUGUGAAGUCAGCUUCAAGGGCUCUUUAGAUAGAGAAUAGAACCGUGGAGGAGAAGCCUGGUGGCUCUGUAGCCUUGGCUUAGUCAUUUAACGUUGAUAAUGUCAACAGCUUUAUCUGAAAGGGGGCAGUUGGUGGUCCUCUAGAAAUAUUUACUUGGGAGGCUGAGAAAGGAAAAUUGAAAGCUCUAGGUGUAAGUUCAGAACUAGCCUGGCCAGUGUAGUGAGACCUUGUCUCAAGAUAAAAACUACAAAGAGGACUAGGGGUGAAACGCCAUAGUAGAACAUUGUAUUGAAUAUUCUAUCCCUGGGUUCAGUAUCUGGGGUCCAUUCCCAGUACCAUAAGAAUAAAAUAUAAACAGAAAAACAAACAACUAAACAAUAAAAGGAAUUAAGUCAUAUUUGGUCAUAAGGAGGUGGCUGGACCAGACUAUUAUUUAACAUUCCAGUUCAAAUGUUGAUGCCUCUCUACAUCAUUUUUGAUCCCACAUCCCAUUUCUUAAGAAGAAUCUGUUCCCAAGUAACUAUAUUAAAUUACAUGAAAGCCUUCUAAGGUUUACCCUAAUCUUAAACUAUAAUAAGACUUAGUAUUAACCUCUCAAUAUUUUUCAUCUUGGGACUACAUAUAACUUAUAAAUAAUGUGUAUAUAUAUAGAUAUAUUGUUGGCUUCUGUUGAACAUAUUUUUAAGCUGAUAAAUAACAUUAAGGCUCUCUGUAAUAUGGCAGCUAAUUCCACAAAGGGUUUUGUUCAAGCCUCUCUGAGAUGAUUGCACCAGAGGCUGAGAAGGAAGUCGUAGUGCUUUCUUCAUGAAACCUGCCAGUGAAUAAACUUGCUCUAUCAUUCCUAACCCUGUUUGCCAUCAUUGUUGAGUUGCACACUUGUCAGACUUAG
This is a messenger RNA of Mus pahari (shrew mouse), 3207 nucleotides long. It is a transcript of the gene Cmpk2, whose product is annotated as cytidine/uridine monophosphate kinase 2. NCBI's taxonomy places the organism in Eukaryota, Metazoa, Chordata, Mammalia, Rodentia, Muridae. Gene Ontology annotation, molecular function: dTMP kinase activity. Gene Ontology annotation, biological process: dTDP biosynthetic process; dTTP biosynthetic process; dUDP biosynthetic process. The coding region runs from base 131 to 1474 and encodes 447 amino acids. The transcript is spliced from 5 exons. The record is from RefSeq and is a predicted model, not a curated record. Gene Ontology annotation, cellular component: cytoplasm; mitochondrion.